AUGCCGACCACUCCAACCCCCAGCCUUUUGAAUGCCACGGCCGCCGAGUUUGCUCCCGGUCACAGUGCGCAUCCCAGCCCAGCCCCGAGCGAGCGCUUCUCUUCCCCUUCGACGCCCCUCUCAGCCGUGAACUUUCAAUCUCAGUUCCAGUUCCCGCCACAGAAGUACUACAGCCAUCAGAAACAGUACGGAUACCAGCCAUUCCCUCUAUUCAACGGCUACACACAAACCUACGACUUCCCAGCUACUCCACCUCCUUACUCUGCACAACCCCAAGGAGCAGUACCUUGGUAUCCCCAGCAAAACGGCUGCGUCAGCUACACGGUCAACUUACAGGAGCCUUUUGACGACCAGUUCAGAGAGCUUCAGGGUGUGCGAAAUGGUUACAUCCCUAGCCAGCAGAACACAUGGUACCACUACGGCACCGGAAACAACAAUAUCAAUUUCAGCAACGGUGCUCCCAAGAAGAAAGGAAAGAAGAACAAGCGCAACAAGUUCAACAAGUUCAAAAGGGGGCAGUACCGUACUGAGGAGCAGAACGUGGAGCAGCCCACUGAUGCUGAGCCCAAGCUCGAGAUUGAUGUCGAUAGUCAAAACAUGGAAUAG
Messenger RNA from Alternaria atra, 606 nucleotides. RefSeq lists its product as uncharacterized. The coding region runs from base 1 to 606 and encodes 201 amino acids. The transcript has 2 exons. Lineage: Eukaryota; Fungi; Ascomycota; Dothideomycetes; Pleosporales; Pleosporaceae. The record is from RefSeq and is a predicted model, not a curated record.